This is a messenger RNA of Nicrophorus vespilloides, 1110 nucleotides long. RefSeq names its product lipase 3-like. The annotation marks the transcript as partial. Lineage: Eukaryota; Metazoa; Arthropoda; Insecta; Coleoptera; Silphidae. The record is from RefSeq and is a predicted model, not a curated record. The transcript is spliced from 5 exons. Gene Ontology annotation, molecular function: hydrolase activity, acting on ester bonds.
GACGAAAUUAUUACAGCAGAUGGAUACCACGUCCAGAAUCACAUAGAUAUUAAAACAGAAGAUGGUUAUUUACUAACAUUGCAUCGAAUUCCUUCUGGAAAAAAUAACUCUGAUAUCAAAAGAAGACCAAGCGUGCUACUAAUGCACGGUCUUCUUGGCGGUUCAGCUGAUUGGGUGAGCAUGGGUCCCGAGAAGAGUUUAGCUUAUCUUUUAGCUGACAGAGGUUUCGAUGUGUGGAUGGGCAAUGCACGUGGCACAACUUGGAGUAGGAAGCAUAACGUUUUGGAUCCGGACGUCGACAAGCAAGAUUAUUGGAAUUUCAGCUGGCACGAAAUUGGAUACUAUGAUCUACCAAGAUUGAUCGACUACAUAUUAGAAAAUACUAAAUCUGAGCAACUAUUUUAUGUGGGUCAUUCGCAAGGGACAACAUCAUUUUAUGUCAUGGCUUCCGAGCGUCCAGAAUACAACAAGAAGAUAAAACUCGCCGUGUCUUUGGCACCUGUCGCCUACGUGGAAAAUGUUAAAUAUCGCUUGUAUCGAUUAUUGUCAAACUUUAUUCAAACAGCUGAAUGGUUGAUGAAGCGUUUCAAUAUUUACGAAUUGUUCCGUUACAGCGAAUUUUACAGAUUUCUAGCUCUGGACGCUUGCAAAGAUGGAAACGAAACUGAAGACACGUGUAAAAACCUCUUGAGUGGUGGAACUGGCAAAGACGUUGAACAAAUUAAUGGGACAAUAAUUCCGGUCAUCGCGUCGAACUCACCAUCAGGUGCUUCCACUAAACAAUUUUUACACUUCUUACAAGGAAUUAAAUCUGGUGAAUUUAAGCAGUACGAUCAUGGAGAAUUUGAAAAUUUGCUCAAGUACAAACAAAAAACGCCGCCCAGUUACAAUUUAACGCAAAUAACGGCUCCAGUUGCUUUAUAUUAUGCCAAAAAUGAUUUAAAAUCAGAUAUAAUUGAUGUACAAAGACUUACCGAAGAACUUCCAAAUGUUGUGGUCAAACAUCUUAUAGAGUACGAACAUUUCAACCAUAUGGACUAUUUAUUCGCAAUCGACGUUGUCAAGUUUUUGUAUAAUGAUAUAUUAAAUUGCAUGAACAUGUUUACAUAA